AUGAAGUACAAGGAGUCCCUACUACGCAUGGCCUGGACUCCAAGGAAUGUCUUAAGUACAUAUAGGGCCGAUCUAUUCAAGCGAAAAUUCCUUGAUUCCUUCGCAUUUCAUCCUCCGAAUCAUUGUUCAACCAUCACCUCCCACCCCCUCGCCCACAAGGGCCAACACAAUGGCAGCUUCCUCCCGCCCCUGGCCAUCCCAGGCCAAUGCUUGGGCUCCGUUGAUAAUUAUGGCGCCGGGCCCGGCACCCACAUCCAACAAUCCAACAUCUACGCCUCCAUCGCCGGCCCUGUCGUGCUCGAUCCUGCACAGCCCAAGGCUCAAACGAAGGGAAUCAUCCGCAUCACACGAACUCUUUUGCCUUCGAAACAAACUGCACCAAUUGCCGGAGGUGCCCACGCCGCCUCGGCAAAGUCAAAGCCUCGAUACAACACCCUGCCCGCAGUCGAGUCGAUCGUUUUAGCGCGAGUGACUCGUGUGCAGAAGCGCCAGGCUACUGUCUCUAUCCUGGUCGUGUUAGACGAUACCAACACACCUAGUGCCGACCCAUCAAAGACCGCAUCAGACAACGACAACGUCGCCGCUAUCCUCUCAUCGGCCGCGAACCCCGAGAACCACAGCAGUACCGACGAACUCCGUUUCCAAGCGCAAAUCCGCAAGGAGGAUGUCCGCGCUGUUGAAAAGGACCGCGUCAUCAUGGACGAGAUGUUCCGUGUUGGAGAUAUCGUCCGUGGUUCCGUCAUUUCCCUCGGUGAUCAGAGCUUCUACUACCUCACCACCGCCCGCAACGAUCUCGGCGUUGUGAUGGCCCGUAGCGAGGCCGGAAAUAUGAUGUUCCCUGUUAGCUGGAAUCAGAUGCGCGAUCCUUACACUGGUGUUGCCGAGCAACGAAAGGUCGCUCGGCCGAACUGA
Messenger RNA from Penicillium argentinense, 912 nucleotides. Its product is annotated as exosome non-catalytic core subunit CSL4. NCBI's taxonomy places the organism in Eukaryota, Fungi, Ascomycota, Eurotiomycetes, Eurotiales, Aspergillaceae. Gene Ontology annotation, biological process: RNA processing. The transcript has 2 exons. The record is from RefSeq and is a predicted model, not a curated record. Gene Ontology annotation, molecular function: RNA binding. Bases 1 to 912 code for a protein of 303 amino acids. Gene Ontology annotation, cellular component: nuclear exosome (RNase complex); cytoplasm.